AUGGGAGACGGAACCAGGAAACGGAGUAACAAGCCAGUUCACCGUGCGUACAUCAGUUGUAACGGCGCGAUCUCGGUGGUACAGCCAUCUUGGCGAUCUUUUCCUCAAACCGUGCAGGAACAAGCAAAGAAGCCCGUAGACGAGAUGGAACUGGUCUUUGCUGAUAUUGAUCUUGAUGAUCAGUGUUUUGGAUGUUUCUAUGAGGUGAGCUGGUGUACCAACUCCGGAAAAUCAUCAGGGUCCGUUUCUCAGGUAGCAGACGACACGUCGAAUGCGUUGUUCAUAGGACCUGAUGGAUUUGAAGUCCAUUUUGAUGUCCAAGAGAUGGUUGACGAAACAUUGGAGCGUCCAACUUUUGCAUGCGACGAAGUCGUAGCGCACGACGCCGCACUCGAGUGUUCGGAAUCGGAUGGAGGAGGGUCCGAGCUUUCGAGGACUGGCGUCAUUCAAACUCUAUCUGAGUACCGCAGUCCUGGAUUAAAGAACUUGAAGGAGCCGACGAGGACGGACGACGGACCACGAAGAACAAAUUUCAUGCGAACAUAUCGACCAAUUUCGACGUCCUCGUGCCCACUAUCAGCCUCGCGGCUCGAGCGAAACCAAGGCUCCGCAGCCACAACCCGCGCAGCCGCCAAUCCCGUCACGAGGACACAGUCCUAUAGGUCCAACCUAUCCGAAACUCCGUCUCCAGGAAUACUCAUCAAGUUUUCGAAGCGCCCCAGGGAUGAGGGAACACGGGAGGUCCGGCUGGACUGCCGGGAAUCCCGAAACCGACGAGAGCCCGUCCAUCCCCGCUCGACCAGCUGGAAGUUCCGACGCGCUCGACUAUAUGCUAAACGCAUAUCGGCUCACAGUGGAGAGACUCAAGCCUGCCAAGAUAUCGUUCCUGCGGCGAGGAACAACGAACUGGCGCCUAAGGCCUUGAUAUGGUCGACGAUAGGGGUGGAUGUGAUCUGUCAAUUCCCAAUCAGGACGUUCAAAAUGUAUUCCAGUCCCCUGCCUUUCGGCCAGGUCAACUCGCCCAUGAGAAAUAAACGAGAGGUUGGAUCGCUCAUGGCAUUUGCCACUGCGAUAUGCUUCCUUGAAUCAUCCUUUCUUGAGCAUACCGGGAACAACGUUCGGGUAAUUCCGAGCCUAGUAGUGUUUUCCAGCGUGAAGAAGGCCAUUUCGGUCAACGAUCUGUUCAUUUCGAUCUUAUCUGUUAGACAGGGUAACGUGAAUUUGCCAUCAACGACCUGUGUUAGCCGAAAGGGAAGUCUUGUGCGGCGCCCACAAGGCGGAUCAAUCACGACUAGCGGCUCUCGGGACCCGCAUAACUUGAGAACAAACAAGGCUCUCCGAACCUGA
Messenger RNA from Fomitiporia mediterranea MF3/22, 1347 nucleotides. RefSeq lists its product as uncharacterized. The transcript is spliced from 7 exons. Lineage: Eukaryota; Fungi; Basidiomycota; Agaricomycetes; Hymenochaetales; Hymenochaetaceae. The record is from RefSeq and is a predicted model, not a curated record. Bases 1 to 1347 code for a protein of 448 amino acids.